UAGACUAUUCAGAGAGACGAGAGUUGUUUUUAUAUACACAAUGUUCCAGUGUUUGGGAUUGAAAAAAAGCAACAAAUCACAAACCACAAUUGAAGAAAAUGUUCAUGUCAAAUCACAUGCAGUGGCUCAAUUCAUAAAAGACAGAAAAUCCCAAGACUGGCAGGAUUUUAUGAAAUCUGAUGAGGUGAAAGUGAGUUUUGACCCAAAGAAACCCUUGAUCAAACUGUCUGGAGAGCGUGCAGUAGUCCAGCCAGCUGUGACUUUCUUUAAAAGUUUGGCAGAUGGUCUCUAUAUGGACACACUGAUCAUUAAAAAGGCAGGAGCAAAGAAGUACUUCAUGGAGCAGGGUAAAACGAUGCUCUCAAGGUUUGCGAGGGAAAAUGGAUUUGUGGCAGUGCUCCAGGAUGAUGACAUGCUGGAAGAAGAGAAGGAUGCUAUUUCUCAAGAGUCAGAGAGUGGAGUCUCCAGUUCCUGUUUCAAGGUGUACACUAUGCAAAUACAUCAUCUGACUCUGACUGUUUCAUCGGGGGACAUAACCAAAGAAAACACAUAUGCAAUUGUCAACUCCUCGAAUAAGAAAUUUACUUUAAAAUCAGGGGUAUCCAAGGCAAUUUUAGAUGGUGCUGGAUUACAAGUAGAACAGGAAUUAUUAGAAAAGGCUGGAAAAGCAAAUGAUCAGCAAAGAGAGAUUGUGACCUCGUCUGGCAAUCUCCCAUGUGAAGAAAUCAUACACAUUGUUGGAUGUAGUAGUUCAGCUGAUAUUCAGCUAAAAGUUUUGUCCGUUCUGAUGCUAUGUGAGAAUCGGAAAUUUUCCUCUGUUGCCUUCCCUGCUCUAGGCACAGGUCAAGGUGGUCUUAAUCCAGCUGAUGUUGCAGAUGCAAUGAUAAACGCAGUUGUUGAAUUUGCAAGCAAAAAAACAGAUCAUGUCAAAAAUGUGGAGUUCCUUAUAUUCCAAUCAAGUAUGUUGGCUGACUUUCAUCAAAGCAUGCUAAAAAGUACCAAGUCAAAGAAAAGCUUAAGCAGCAGAAUUAAAGGUGAAAGCAUUGUGUUUAAAGAAAUCCAGCCUGGUGUGUUUCAGCUAUGUAGUGAGACAACAGAGUGUUUAAGUAAGGCCAGUCCCAUCAUCAACGGCAUGAUUAACAAGAAGCAAAUGAAUAAAACAAUCCGUGAUCCAGCCAUUGCUCAUUUCACCAAAAAGGAAUUAAAAAUGCUAAAGAAAAUGAAAAAGGAGCUCAAAGUAAAUGUCAUAAUUGAGAAGAAAGAAAAAGAUCCCUUCAUCACUGUUAAGGGCCUGACAUCAUUCGUUUACACUGCAGAAAGUCGCAUUCGGGAUAUUAUCCGCAAAGUGGAAAAGAUUGAAAACCGAAAAAGGGUGGCAAUAUUGACCAGCAGUACAGUUGAGUGGCAAUAUCGAAGUGGUCGUAAAUUUAAACCAUUUGAUCCUUACACCAACUGCGACUUGGAAGAAGCCUUCAAUCUCCAAAAGACUUCUGUGCAAAUCAAGAUUAACAGUGAAGUGUAUAAUGUAGACAUAGUUUGCAAAAAGGCAACAAGAGGAGGAAAACAAGUUGAACUAAAGAGAGUACAACUGAAAGCUUCUUUGCCUUUAAACUGGGAGGACAUGGAAGGACAGCAAGUAGUUAUUAUAGAACUCAAAGCAGACUCACAGGAAUUUACAGAUGUGGAAAAAGAGUUCAGAAAAACUGGACUAUCCAACAACAUCAUUAAAAUUGAAAGAGUCCAGAACUGCGCACUUUGGAGAAACUAUAUGAUCAAAAAGGAGGAACUGGAAGACAAAAACAAGCAUAAGAACAACGAAAAGCUUCUCUUCCAUGGCACUGGCCCUGAUACAACCGAUCAGAUAAACAAUCAGGGGUUCAAUCGCAGCUUCGCUGGCAAAAAUGGAGCCAUGUAUGGGAAUGGUACAUAUUUUGCUGUGGACCCGAGUUACUCAGUAAAAGGCUACUCUACACCUGAUGCCAAAGGUCAUAAACGCAUAUACCUUGCCAGGGUGCUUGUUGGUGACUUCACUCAAGGAAAAAAAGGCCUUCGUACUCCUCCAAAAAGGAAUUCAAAAGGUGUUGAUCUUUAUGACAGUGUGACAGAUAAAUCUAACAACCCAUCCAUGUUUGUGAUCUUCAAUGAUGUACAAGCUUACCCAGAAUACUUAAUCACAUUCAAGAAAAAAUGAAAUUUUACAGUUUAGUUCAACAAGAUUUGAGAUUAAUUUCUGUGCAUUAUUGUCAUGCAGUUACAAUCUAUUUUUAUUCAACUUUCAGUUAUGGACAAAGGGGCAACACUUUUUUUGAAAACAUGCACAGCUUUUUCACAUUUAUAAAUCUCUGUCUUACUGUCUGACUGUAUUAUAUCUAUGUAUGUAUGUGAGUGUGACUCCUUAAAGUUU
This is a messenger RNA of Carassius carassius (crucian carp), 2404 nucleotides long. Its product is annotated as protein mono-ADP-ribosyltransferase PARP14-like. The coding region runs from base 41 to 2191 and encodes 716 amino acids. Gene Ontology annotation, molecular function: NAD+ poly-ADP-ribosyltransferase activity; transcription corepressor activity. Gene Ontology annotation, cellular component: cytoplasm; nucleus. The record is from RefSeq and is a predicted model, not a curated record. Gene Ontology annotation, biological process: negative regulation of gene expression. NCBI's taxonomy places the organism in Eukaryota, Metazoa, Chordata, Actinopteri, Cypriniformes, Cyprinidae. The transcript has 10 exons.